Messenger RNA from Mesorhabditis belari, 2007 nucleotides. NCBI's taxonomy places the organism in Eukaryota, Metazoa, Nematoda, Chromadorea, Rhabditida, Rhabditidae. The record is from the annotation of a GenBank genome assembly.
AUGGUGAACACUUUGAUUCAACCAGGGGACAAUCCGGACAUCACCUUGGAAAGGAAAAAGGCGACAUUCGAUAUUCACCAAAUGGGAGCUUUCAUUCAUGGUGGAGAGCACAAUUUACAGAGAAGAAAGGAGAUCUUGGAGUUCGUGGAGAGUCGACCUGAGUUCAAAGAUCCGAUUCCACCGGAGUUUAUGACGAGAGAGGAUCGAGUCAUGAAUAAUGGAAGAAAGGCGGUAGCAAUGACUGAUCUAGCUGACGCCAUCGAUGGCUCAGAUUUCUUUGGAGAAGGAAUUUAUUAUCAAGGACUAAUUAUGGGUCGUGAUUUGCAUGGGAUGUCACUUCACUACGCAAUGUUCUUUCCAACGAUUCAGAAUCAAUCCGAUGACGAGCAGCUCGAUAACUGGUUACCUUUGGUCGUCUCUCGGGCAAUCAUUGGAACUUAUGCGCAAACUGAAUUAGGACACGGCACAAAUCUACAAAAGCUUGAAACAAGAGCUACUUAUGAUUCGAAAACAAAAGAAUUCAUUUUGCACAGCCCACAAAUAACAGCGGCAAAGUGGUGGCCGGGAGGCUUGGGAAAGACGGCGAAUCAUGCAAUUGUGAUGGCUCAACUGUACACUCAAGGGAAAUGUUUUGGCCCACAUCCAUUCUUUGUUCAACUCCGGGAUCUUGAUACUCAUAUGCCAAUGAAGGGAGUGAAACUCGGAGAUAUUGGUCCAAAGCUGGGAAUCAAUGGAAGUGACAAUGGUUUUCUUCUUUUUGAUCAAUAUCGAAUUCCAAGAAAGAAUAUGUUCAUGAGAUAUGCAAAGGUAAAUGAAGAUGGGACUUAUAUCGCUCCAAAGCACUCAAAACUUGGAUUUGGAGCAAUGGUUUUUGUGAGAUCGAUUAUGAUAAAAGAUCAAGCUAUGCAACUAGCAGCUGCUGCAACAAUUGCUGUCAGAUAUUCAGCGGUGAGGCGACAAGGAGAGCCGGUAACUGGAGCCGGUGAGGUUCAAAUCAUCGACUAUUUAACUCAACGGCAUCGUCUGUUGCCACAAGUCGCUCGAGCUUAUGCCUUUCACUUUGCCGCUUGUCAAACAAGAGAUAUGUACUUGAAGUUGACCGAAGACUUGAACACUGGGAGCACCGAGCUUCUUCCUGAGAUUCACAUCAUCUCUUCUGGUCUUAAGUCGAUAGUCUCCUGGGAAACCGCUCAGGGAAUUGAACAAUGCCGUCUUGGUUGUGGUGGUCACGGGUAUUCACAAGCAUCCGCUUUCCCUGAGAUUUAUGCAUACGCUGUGGGCGGUUGCACUUAUGAAGGCGAGAAUUUGGUGAUGCUGCUGCAAGUGGCCAGAGCAUUGAACAAAGCGGCUGAGGGAGUGAUUUCUGGAAGCGCGAAACUGGCGGAUCUCUGCGAGUACUUGGGCAGAAAAGGGAACGGGAAGAGCAGCUUCACUGUCAUUUCGUCAGCCACCCCACAAAACAUCAUUCACGACUUUGAACAUGUCGCUCGCACACAAGUAUUCCGUGCGCAUGAGCUAUUGAAAAAGAAUCAAAGCAAGAUGUCGAAUGAAGAAGCUUGGAAUAGAACAUCGGUUGAAUGGGCUAAAGCAGCUAGGAUGCAUGUGAAACUCUACUUGAUCAAGAAUUUUUUCAACAAAGUUGCUGAGGCUGUAGAUUCAUCGAUUCGUCAUCCACUUCAUGAACUCGCGAUGCUUUAUGCGCUUGAUUUGAUCGCUGCCGCUGGACAUGAGUUUUUGAGGAAUGGUUUCAUGAUCGAUUCGCAAUUGGACUCGGUGAGAGAUGGAAUCUAUGUGCUUCUGGAGAAAUUACGACCGAACUGUGUGGCGCUCGUUGAUGCUUUCGAUUUAUCCGACAGAGAGCUUCACUCGGUGCUCGGGCGUCGCGACGGAAAUGUCUAUGAGCAUUUGAUCAAAUGGGCUCAACAAAGCCAACUCAAUCAGAAGGAGGUUCUUCCCACCUUCGACAAAUACUUUAAACCAAUGAUGUUAAACGCUAGAGCCAAUCUC